This is a messenger RNA of Aphanomyces invadans, 1010 nucleotides long. RefSeq lists its product as hypothetical. Gene Ontology annotation, molecular function: acyltransferase activity, transferring groups other than amino-acyl groups. The coding region runs from base 1 to 870 and encodes 289 amino acids. The record is from RefSeq and is a predicted model, not a curated record. The transcript has a single exon. Lineage: Eukaryota; Oomycota; Saprolegniomycetes; Saprolegniales; Verrucalvaceae.
AUGUUCAUCCAAGAGAUCGACAACGCGGCCGACUUUGCUGCGCUGACGUCGUCGUUGCUCGAAGCCGACCCGUUUGGCAUUCUUUUGACGCUGGACGACUAUUUCGCGGCGAAGCACGUGCCCACGCAGUGCUACGUCGGCACGAUUUCCACCAGAUCGUACGCUGUCGUGUCGCCGAAACGUGUUGCCAUCAGUCGUUUGAUGUCGACACUAGAAGCGGAGUCGCUUGGCAAGAGCUUGUCACGAGUGGCUUCGCUCGCGACGCUGUCGCGCAUACAAGGACCACUCGCUGCCUCCCUCGCCUUUGCGCGUGGGUAUUGCCAGCACCGACCAAACAUCGAGUUUCGCCCAACGGCCACGAUGCUCAUGUAUUACUUGGACACAUCUCCGCGCGUCCCGCAGCAUGUUCGGGGCACAUUGCGCGCGGCAAAUGCUUUGUUGGACUACGAAUUGCUCGUCGAAUGGUGUACCCAUGCCUUGGACUCCCUCGGCGAAUCCUCCGUCAACAUACAAGAACACGUCACCAGGGGCUUGGAGCACAAAACGCUGUUUCUCUGGGAUAUCAAUGGCUACCCUGUGGGGUUUAUUGACCACACGUUGCCAACUCAAGUAGGUGGUGGCCAUCGGUUCGUGAUAAAGGUCCGUCUUGUGUAUAUCGUUUCGUCAGCACAACGGCAUGGGUAUGGCACUGCGAUGCUUGCGUCCUUGUGCCACCACUUGCAGGACUCGAUCAAGGCUUCGUCAUGCCGAGUCGUUGUCAACGUCGAUCAAGAGUGUCUUGCUGCGAACAAAGCGAUUCGAAACGCCGGUUUUGCCUUGCAUGACCACGUCACGAUCACAGCCGACCGCGUCAAAUCAACAACCCCUUGAUCUAUAUCUACAUGUCGUCUCCACCCUUGCCUUCUUCAACAACGUCACAAUGCCUGUGCAUGCCUCCAGACUCGGACGCGGCCUUCGUCGUCCGCGUGCUUCGCGCCCCUUCGUCCACAUUGAUCUUCCCGCGUAAGCAC